GAGAAUUUCGACCAGAGUCCCUUAAGAAGAACCUUCAAGUCCAAAGUUUUGGCCCAUUAUCCUCAGAACAUCGAGUGGAACCCCUUCGACCAGGAUGCCGUCAACAUGCUGUGUAUGCCCAAAGGGCUGUCUUUCAGGACGCAGGCAGAUAACAGAGAUCCGCAGCUCCAUUCGUUCAUCAUCACCAGAGAAGAUGGCUCUCGUACGUAUGGGUUUGUGCUUACGUUCUACGAGGAGGUCACAAGCAAGCAGAUCUGCACAGCCAUGCAAACACUCUACCAGAUGCACAACGCAGAGCAAUACAGCAGCGUCUGUGCCUCCUCCUCAUGCAGCAUGGACUCCCUGGCCAGCAGCAUCGAUGAGGGGGAUGCCACUUCCCUCGCUAAGCUCCAGCGAUACAACUCCUACGACAUCAGCAGAGACACGCUGUACGUCUCCAAAUGCAUAUGCCUCAUCACCCCUCUGCCCUUCAUGCAAGCCUGCAAGAAGUUCUUGAUCCAGCUGUAUAAGGCGGUGACCUCCCAGCAGCCGCCGCCUCUGCCCCUGGAGAGCUACAUCCACAACAUCCUCUACGAGGUGCCCCUGCCGCCCCCGGGGAGGUCGCUGAAGUUUUAUGGAGUUUACGAGCCCAUCAUUUGCCAGAGACCUGGGCCCAACGAGCUGCCGCUCUCUGACUACCCACUGCGGGAGGUCUUCGAGCUGCUGGGCCUGGAGAACCUGGUCCAGGUUUUCACCUGCGUUCUUCUGGAGAUGCAGAUCCUUCUGUACUCACAAGAUUAUCAGCGUCUGAUGACAGUGGCGGAGGGGAUCACAACACUGCUGUUCCCGUUUCAGUGGCAGCACGUGUACGUCCCCAUCCUUCCUGCCUCUCUCCUGCAUUUUCUGGAUGCUCCCGUUCCCUACCUGAUGGGGCUGCAGUCCAAGGAGGGAACCGACCGCUCCAAGCUGGAGCUGCCUCAGGAGGCAAACUUGUGCUUUGUAGACAUCGAUAACCAUUUCAUCGAACUGCCGGAGGAAUUCCCUCAAUUCCCCAACAAGCUGGAGUUUAUCCAGGAAAUCUCUGAGGUUCUCCUGCAGUUUGGGAUCCCGCCGGAGGGUAACCUGCACUGCAGCGACAGCGCCACCAAACUCAAGAACCUGGUUCUUAGCGACUUGGUGAACGACAAGAACGGGAACAUCCCUGGCAAUGCCCUCAACAUGUACGAGCUGCUGAAAGGGAAUGAGACGAUCGCCCGCCUGCAAGCCCUCGCCAAGAGAACGGGCGUGACGAUGGAAAAAAUGACCAUCACGGCUCCCCUCGCAGAGAAGGAGAAGGAUGGGAAACUGCCAUGUGAGGAGGUGGAGCUGAGGGACUAUAAACUGAACGUGCAGCUUCGCGAAGUUUUUGCCAACCGCUUCACGCAGAUGUUCGCAGACUACGAGGCUUUCGUCAUUCAGGCUGCCCCCGAUAUGGAGUCGUGGCUGACAAACAGGGAACAAAUGCAAAACUUUGACAAAGCUUCCUUCCUUUCGGACCAACCUGAGCCUUACCUCCCAUUCCUUUCACACUUCAUCGAAACACAGAUGUUUGCAACCUUCAUAGACAAUAAGAUAAUCUCCCAGUGGGAAGAGAAGGACCCUUUUCUGCGAGUUUUUGACUUCCGGAUUGAGAAAAUAAGGCUAUAUAAUGUAAGGGCCCCUGCACUGCGGACAUCCAACUAUCAGAAAUGCAACACUUUGAAAGAAGCAGCCCAGUCCAUUGAGCAGCGGCUGAUGAAGAUUGAUCACACAGCCAUCCACCCGCACUUACUUGAUAUGAAGAUCGGCCAAGGGAAAUACGAACAAGGAUUUUUCCCGAAGUUGCAGUCGGAUGUCUUGGCAACGGGACCUACCAAUAACAACCGCUGGGCCAGUCGCAGCACGACCGCGCAGCGGAGGAAAGACCGCCUGCGGCAGCACUCGGAGCACAUCGGGCUGGACAACGAUUUGAGGGAGAAAUACAUGCAGGAGGCGAGGAGUUUAGGAAAAAAUUUAAGGCAGCCCAAACUCUCAGACCUCUCUCCAGCUGUGAUUGCGCAGACCAACUGGAAAUUUGUGGAAGGGUUACUGAAGGAAUGUCGCAUGAAGACUAAACGCAUGUUGGUAGAGAAAAUGGGCCAUGAAGCAGUCGAGCUGGGACACGGAGAAGCCAACAUAACAGGUCUGGAGGAAAAUACGUUGAUUGCUAGUCUCUGUGAUCUGCUAGAAAGAAUCUGGAGCCAUGGUCUGCAGGUCAAGCAGGGGAAGUCUGCUUUGUGGUCCCAUUUACUUCAGUACCAGGAGAGAGAAGAAAAGCAAGAGCAUACUGCAGAGUCCCCAGGUGAGUACUUGGCAGUUGACUCCAUGAAGGGUCCAUCACAGUGAAUGAACUUGGGCCUGGGAGGAACAGUGCAGCCACACAAAACCCAUGCAGGAUUUUCAGUGUAUUUGCUUGCUAAUGUCACAUUUACAUUUUGAGACCUUUCAUAAUCAUUAUGAAGAUGCCUUGAUGCCUGGAUAAAGUAGAUUGACAUCAUUGGAGGCAAAUGAACAUAUUUAUUAUCCCUGCCUGGAAAAUCACUCGAUGUCUGUUCACUACCUUCAUUACCUUUUAACCAGUAUUGAGUGAGGUGUGAGAAGCACUGCUUCUGCAAGAGGUGAUUUCUGAAGGAGCUGAAGGUGUGGAGCUGUGGCUAAGACAGCUGACAUUUUUCUUUC
Molecule: messenger RNA, 2715 nt
Organism: Fulmarus glacialis (Northern fulmar)
Lineage: Eukaryota; Metazoa; Chordata; Aves; Procellariiformes; Procellariidae
Product: DENN domain-containing protein 5B
Exons: 10
Coding region: 106-2382 (758 amino acids)
Molecular function (GO): guanyl-nucleotide exchange factor activity; small GTPase binding
Source: RefSeq, a predicted model, not a curated record